Messenger RNA from Gloeophyllum trabeum ATCC 11539, 1950 nucleotides. RefSeq lists its product as uncharacterized. Gene Ontology annotation, molecular function: zinc ion binding. The transcript is spliced from 4 exons. NCBI's taxonomy places the organism in Eukaryota, Fungi, Basidiomycota, Agaricomycetes, Gloeophyllales, Gloeophyllaceae. The record is from RefSeq and is a predicted model, not a curated record. Bases 1 to 1950 code for a protein of 649 amino acids.
AUGCUAGAGACUCAGAGCUACAGGGAUAUGCCACAGUACAAUCCCCUGACUGCAAACCACUGCUACCACUUUCUACCCAAAGAUGCAGUCCGGCUCUACCAUCUCUUUAAUAAGCAACAGGGUGUCAAUACACAUAUACCACUGGAGCGCAACCUGGAUGAAUGGAUGGACCCAACCUCGCCAAACUUUCGAAAUGAUAUCCAGGAGUCAGUGUUCUACUACUCCAAGCAUGCAGAUGCUGGUGAGCAACUGAAGGUCUGUAUCUGCACCGAGGACAUGGAGAAAAGUGCUUGGCAGUACGUACACCAAUCCACCAUACUCCUGGAUGGCACUUUUGGCAUAUGCACAUCCCGAUUACUCCUCUUCGUGGUAAUGGGUGUGGACGCCAGGCGAAAGGGCAUUCCGCUUGCACUCUUCCUCUUCUCUGCCCCAACCGGCAGUCGUGCCACGCAUGCUGGAUAUAGCACCAGCAUCCUCGCAGAGCUAUUACAGCACUGGAGGGACUCUUUGUCGGGGAGAAAGGGGGUUGCCUUCUGUCCAUAUGUAGCCAUCACCAAUACCGAUAUCAAGGGGCACAGGGCAUUGCUUCUUGUGUGGCCAGAGAUAUGGCUGCUUCUGUGCAAGUUUCACCUUAGGUUGCUGAACAGUGUGGAGCAUGGCGCCGCAUGUGCCCUUAUUGAGGAGGAGCGUAGCAAUUGCAGAGCCCUAGAGAAGCUUGGGGGUGCAGGAGCUGCACCGGCAGCACAGGCGGGUCUAAAGUACCUGGACUACCUAAAGACAAUGUGGAUGCCUGAACCACUGUGGCUAGGCUGGUCACGGCAGGCCAGGAUCAGGGCUUCUGCCAUUCUUUCAGUUCCAGUGGACGACAUUCUCACUACGACAAAUCACCUGGAGUCAUUCAAUCAUGUUUUGAAAAACAAAUGCCUACCGCAAUGGCAGCACUCUGGAGCACGUCUUCGUUUUGACUUCCUCAUCCACAUUCUAAUCACAGAGUUCAUUCCCGAAUUCUUCGCCAGCCGGCGUGAAAGGGAGUGGCUGCAGAGAUGGAUUGACAUGAGAUUCCAGCAGUUCACAGGGGGCGAGCAUCUCUGUAGCUCUCUCGAUGAUCAGAGGCAGGCAAAAGCUGCAAAGGCAUGUUGCUGGUGGGAGGCCGAUACUUUGCAUGAUCAGGCUGCCAGAGUUAUCCUCCAUGCAGGACUACUCACCUCCAUCACCCGCGGAAGUAGCGGGCAUCAGUUUGAGGCAUUGUGCUCAUCAACCGCUGCCAAUUUUGAUGACCCUACUCACGUCCGCUACCGGCUUACUAUCUGCCAAAAUGGCGGAGCAAGAUGUAGCUGCCCUGACUUCCUGCACCGAGGGGGGGCUUGUAAACAUCUGAGAGCUAUGCAAAUGAUAAUUGACGGGUGGGUGGCAGCUGGGAACGUACCACACUUCAACUAUCCAUCCUCACUUCCCGAGGCACGCCAAAUCAACACCAUCCCAGUGAUUCCUCCCAUUGAGCCACGCCCACAGGCUGCUGCGAUCAUCAGCAGCAUGCUCAUGCUACAAGAUAUGGCGGCGGAUCUUGGAGGCGCACAAGUCGAUGCUGCCAUGGGGAGUGGAGCAGCUGGGAGAGCAAUGGGCCUUCUCGGUGCAGGUCCCUCAUUGGUUGCAAUACAAGUCCAGCAGCGUGCAGAGCAAAUCAUACAGAGCGUCCUUCCGCAGCUGCGUGGGCUGGCCCUGAUCAUGCAAGAGUCAAAACUAUCAGAGUCAUCCCAGAUAACUGAGAUACGUGAAGUGGUGUCACGACUGCAUUUAUCCCUGUCAGGGCAAAUAGAGGCUGGCUCCAGCCUCCCUGCACCGCCAGAGCCAAGUGCCACCCAUUACAGCAAGUGCCACCGAGGACUGGGAUUACUGUCACCCUCCCCAGAACUCAAGCAGAAGCGGCACAAGUCAUAUGCCACAUUAUAG